GCUGCCUUCGUCCACCCGCCCCGCGCCAUGAAGACCAAGUUCUGUAACGGCGAGACCGACCCUUCCCCGCUCGGGCUCCUCCUCGGCUGCGGCCCCGGCUCCGGUGGGGGCGGCGGCGUCCUAGCCGCUGCCGGGCAGCCCCCUUUGCCGCUGGCUCACGCCGACUCCGAAAGGAAGGAGCCCGUGGCGACGAGCAGAGGCGAUGGCGCCACGACCCCGCCUUCCGCGCUGCUGCUGCCGCCGCCUGAGGAACCGCUUCUCGACCCCCGAACGCGGCGCAAAGCGUAUCUGUGGUGUAAGGAAUUCCUGCCUGGGGCCUGGCGUGAGCUGCGGGAGGAGCAGCUGCGCAUCAACCCCAUCAGAGGUGGCCUCAGCAACAUGCUGUUCCAGUGUUCACUACCUGAUACAAUUGAGACAGUUGCAGAUGAACCACGGAAAGUUCUCCUGCGCUUAUAUGGUGCAAUCCUGCAGAUGAGGUCCUGCAAUAAAGGAGAGUCUGUACAGUCUCAGAAGGAAAAUUACUUGCAAGGGCCAGAAGCCAUGGUUCUGGAAAGUGUUAUGUUUGCCAUUCUUGCAGAGAGAGCUCUUGGUCCAAAACUGUAUGGAAUCUUUCCACAAGGACGAUUGGAGGAAUUCAUUCCUAGCAGGAAACUGACUACUGAAGAACUAAGCUUACCUGACAUAUCUGCUGAAAUAGCUGAGAAGAUGGCUAGAUUUCAUGGCAUGAAAAUGCCAUUUAAUAAAGAACCUAAGUGGCUUUUUGGAACAAUGGAAAAAUACCUAAAUCAAGUGCUGAGGAUUAAAUUUACCAGGGAGUCCAGAACUAGAACACUAAACAAACUCCUCAGUUACAAUCUCCCACAAGAAAUGAAAAAUCUACGAGCAAUCCUUGAAGCUACUUCCUCACCAGUUGUAUUUUGUCACAAUGACUGUCAAGAAGGUAAUGUUUUGCUUCUGGAAGGCAGAGAGAAUUCAGAAAGCCAAAAGCUGAUGCUCAUUGACUUUGAAUACAGCAGCUAUAAUUACCGAGGAUUUGACAUUGGAAAUCACUUCUGUGAAUGGAUGUAUGAUUAUACAUAUGAGAAGUACCCAUUCUUCAAAGCUAGUGUUCUUAAAUACCCUUCGAAGAAGCAACAGCUUCACUUUAUCUCCAGUUACCUGUCUGCAUUCCAUGAUUGCUUUGAAAGUCUGAGCAAUGAAGAGAAGUUAAAACUAGAAGAAGAAGUGUUAACAGAAGUUAACAGGUUUGCCCUUGCAUCACAUUUCUUCUGGGGUCUGUGGUCUGUUAUACAAGCAAAGAUCUCAUCCAUUGAGUUUGGUUACCUGGAAUAUGCGUUAUCCAGAUUUGAUGCAUACUUUGAUCAGAAGAAGAAGCUGAAGGUGUGAAUGUGGGAGGACUAACCAUAACUGUUGGUUAGUGUAAGAAGAGGGCAGCUGGACAGAACUUUGCUGUGCUUAGGCUACUGUAUUUCUAAUUAAGUUCUCACUGAAUUCUGGUUCCUUGAAACACAGAUGUACAGUACUGAAGACUUUAAAGAUUACUUGUUUACAGUUUUGUAAAUACUUGGAAUGAGAUUGGGAGGCAAAAGUAAAAUGCAAUAGUGCAAUAUUAUUAAAUGUUUUUGAUCUAGAAGAUAUGUUAUGGGAGAAGCUUACAAUUAAGUGUCAGUAUGACAUGCGUCAGAGCAAACAGUGUUACUGUGAGUACAUUUUCUGGGGGAGGUGUUGGCAUUAUGGUUAACCUUGUAAGUAGAACACUUGUAAAAGAUAAUUCAUUGUAGACAUUGUGUCUCAAUGAGAAGGAAGAGUGAAGGAAAAUCAAAGGAGACAAAGUGUUGUAGGCUUGAAGUCUUACUUUGAGAUUAGGUUCAGCAUGCCCCAUGAACACAACAGAGUUGCUGAUAUGUUACACUACGUUAACCUUAAAGCAGCUACGCACAUUGAAGUGGUAUGCUUUAAAGUGCAUACAUGAAUGUUUCUCUUACCUGGUGUGCCUGUGAAGAAUGAAUGAGCUUUUAACUGGACCUUCUGAAGGAGUUUUUCUUAUACUGUGCAUUCCAUGUCCUUCAAGAACAUUCUUUAGCCCAGCCUGCUUGUCUCUUAAAAUGCUGUGUCCUGCACUGGGAGUGGCAGCACUGGCAAGAGUGCCUUGAAUUGCUGUUAUCAGCUUCCCAAAUAACUAGAUUGGAAUUGACAGUACUUGUAAUUAGAGCCCAUCUCUCUCCUUGUGUUGCCCAGUACAUUGCUGUAAGAAGUGGUAGAGCCAAAGACUGCAGAGAAC
Molecule: messenger RNA, 2281 nt
Organism: Apus apus (common swift)
Lineage: Eukaryota; Metazoa; Chordata; Aves; Apodiformes; Apodidae
Gene: CHKA
Product: choline kinase alpha
Exons: 12
Coding region: 28-1386 (452 amino acids)
Biological process (GO): phosphatidylethanolamine biosynthetic process; CDP-choline pathway
Cellular component (GO): cytoplasm
Molecular function (GO): ethanolamine kinase activity; choline kinase activity
Source: RefSeq, a predicted model, not a curated record